AUGACAGUGUACGAAUGCCGAUUUCAUAGGAAAAAAUACCCUGCAGAAGGAGAAAUUAUUAUCGGAAAAGUGGCUACUGUUGACAGCGAAGGUGUUAGUAUAGAUCUCUUGGAAUAUGGUGAUGCCUGUGGUUUUGUGCUUUUAAGUGAGCUAUCAAAAAAACGAGUAAAAAAUAUUUGUCAAAUUACCAAAGUAGGAAAUUUAGAAGUGUGUAUUGUACUCAGAGUAGAUGAUGAAAAAGGGUACAUUGAUUUGAGUCUUACACGAGUAAAUGAAGGCGAAAAGGAAGAGUGUAAAAAAACCUAUGCGAAAAAUAAAAUAGCUUAUAAUAUAAUGUUUAAAGCAGCUAAGAAACUUAAUAAAAGUGUCACAGAACUUUAUGAAAAUUUUGGUUUUGAUAAAUCGGAGGAGUUUGGAUCAUUAUACUAUUUCUUCGCUCGUGUUAAAGAAAAUGAAAGCAUUCUUGAAGAUAGCGAGCUAGGUCUUGUUAUUAAAAAACUAAUACAAGAUGAAUUUCAAGCAAGUUCAUAUAAAGUCAGAGCAGAUAUUGAAGUCACUUGUCCAUCUAAAGGAGGAAUAGAAGCUAUUAAGGAAGCACUUCUAAAGGCUGCUGGAAAGGACAGUAAAGUUAAUAUUUCACUGCUUAAAACGCCUACAUAUUCGAUCGUUAGGACUUCUUCUGAUAAAAAAAAAGCAUUUGACAUUGUACAGCAGGUAUGUGAGAAUAUUGAAACUGCUAUUACUGAACAAGGUGGUGCGAUAUCCAUUGUGAGUAAACCAAAGUUGUACGGUGAAAAUAGUAAAUAUUCUCUAUUAAAUUUAGCUGAAGAUUUACACGACACUAGUUCAUCAAAUUAA
This is a messenger RNA of Vairimorpha ceranae, 858 nucleotides long. RefSeq names its product translation initiation factor 2 subunit alpha. Bases 1 to 858 code for a protein of 285 amino acids. The record is from RefSeq and is a predicted model, not a curated record. The transcript has a single exon. Lineage: Eukaryota; Fungi; Microsporidia; Nosematidae. Gene Ontology annotation, molecular function: translation initiation factor activity; ribosome binding; RNA binding.